Molecule: messenger RNA, 1807 nt
Organism: Salvia splendens (bonfire salvia)
Lineage: Eukaryota; Viridiplantae; Streptophyta; Magnoliopsida; Lamiales; Lamiaceae
Exons: 5
Coding region: 599-1657 (352 amino acids)
Cellular component (GO): chloroplast
Source: RefSeq, a predicted model, not a curated record
UUCUCAGGCCUCUGCUCCUUGAUUCUGCAUCGUUCGGUAUUGUGCUCUCCACACGUCUCUCCUACUGCCGUAGCUCUGCCGCCGUCACCGGCAGGAAGCCUAUUUUACCAUUCCCCCAUAUUUUCAGGAUUGAGCCUUUGGAAUUAGAUGAUUUUAAUGACAUUCAGAUGAAACCGAAGAGCUGCUAAGGUUCAGUUUCGAGGUUUUAGCUCCUUGAUGCAGAAGUUCUGUGCUUGAUUGUUGAAUAGAGUCUUUCAUUUGAUCCACUUUAAAUUUAAACCAGUCCUUUCUAAUUGUACAACUCAUGUUAUUUAUUCACUACUUUAUGUGGCUGUUGGGAUUUUGUGGCUUGGCUGCUGGGGAGAAUGUUUAUUUGCGCAUGUCCGACAGUUCGUUGCUAGAGAGCAAGAUUGAUCAUCGGAUUAGAGUUUCUUGGUCUAAGAAUAGGAGUACUAAUUAAGACCUCCAUCUUUCGGAUGCUUUUUGUUUUGCAUUAAGUGCAAAUUGUCAAUAUUUGCAUAAAAAGCUCCAAUAGCUGACUGAGGGCACAAAUUCAGGAGAAAAUUCAAACGUCAUAAGUAGCUCCUGGGAUAAACCAAUGGAUUUCCUCUUCAAGCCACUGAAUUUGGAACCUUCUGAUUGUUCCUUCAUCGAGCAGGAUAUUAAAAAAUGUCCAUUCUUGAGGAAUAUUGAUAAGCCAACCAGCUUUUCUUUUGCUCCUCUGAAUAUUCCUGUUCCUUGUAAAGGAGCCAAAGGCCCAAUUUUUGAGGAUGGUCCCAAUUUUGACUUGGCCUUCAAGCUUUUUCAUGGGAAAGAUGGGGUACUUCCUCUCCCUCCCGACGUUGACAAACUGGAAACUGAGCCUGUGUCAGAGUUCAACCGUUUGGAAUUAAAAGCAGCAUCUAUCAGCAUGUCAGCAUUUGGACCUGGAGGGCCUUUCGGUUUUCAUUCUUUCUUUAGAAAGAAACAGAAUAAGGAAUCUGAGUCAUCAAGAAAACAAGAGCAUUCCACUAAGGGCGGUUCCUCAGAACACGACGCACUUGGAAACGAGUGGCUUACAACAGGAAACUGUCCACUGGCCAAGUCUUACAGAGCUGUAAGUGGCAUUCUUCCACUUGUGGCGACAGCUCUUCGACCACCACCUGGAAUCAAGCUCAAGUGUCCACCCGCGGUAAUUGCAGCCAGGGCAGCCCUUGCCAAGACCGCCCUAGUUAAAACCAUUCGUCCACAGCCAUUACCUGCAAAAAUACUUGCCAUUGGCUGCUUGGGCAUCGCAGCCAACAUUCCGUUAGGCGUAUGGAGAGAGCAUACCAGAAAGUUCUCACCCUCAUGGUUCACUGCAGUGCAUGCUGCAGUCCCCUUCAUAGCCAUGCUCAGGAAGUCUGUCUUGAUGCCUAAAACUGCCAUGGCAAUAACCAUUGCAGGUUCUAUCCUUGGACAGAUCAUUGGCUCUCGGGCUGAGCGCCUUCGACUGAAGGCCAAAGCUGAGAAUGCCAAGCUGGUUGCUCAGGCUUUGCCGGCAGGUUGUUCGGGUUAUGGUUCGGUCCAGGCGGAUGCGCUGACUGCUGGUCAUUGUGGGAAGCAGGGAGGCGAGUGGGAUCCACUCGCCAAUAAGAUUGCCAAGAUCUCAUCUCCACCACCUAGUGUGUGUUUCUGAACUCACCAAUGGGUUCUUACCUAAAUAAUCGGUUUAAGUAUAUUCAACCAGAUUCACUAAAUAAUGUCUAUAAUAUAUUAAUAUGUGUAUAUAAGACGUUAUGUAAAAUCUGGAAAUGUAAUGGCUUGCAUCUUGUGCUGUUUGUAUCAA